AUGGCCGCCUCGUCGGAGGUGGCGCAGCGCAAGCUUUGGGCUCUGGAUGCGCUGAAGCCAAUGGCAGCACUUCUGGCCGCCUCGCUGGCCUGCUGUGCCGCUGAGACGGCAGGCCAGGGCGCGGACUGCGCCGCGAGUGGCAUUGGGAGCGCUCGCGUGGCGUCGGUGGCCGCGUGGGCGAUGGGGAACAUGCUGGACGGUCAGUGGGGGGGUGUUCAGACGUGCAUGGCCAUCGAGGGCUUCCCGGAGGCGGUCGUGCAGUUUCUCAGGCACGUCGGUCGAGCCGUGCCGUGCGGGGGACGCGCCGGGGAGGCGCCAACGUGCGGGUGUGCGGGGUGCGGGGGUGCCGCGUGCUCACACGACGGACUCGCGCGCUGUGCGGCGGAGGUGGCGUGGCUGACGGGUUCCCUGGCGUUGGCGGGCUCGGACACGAAGCACGCGCAGCGGCUGGCGGUGCUGGGUCUGACGGGGGCGUGUGCGGGCAUCCUGACAGCGCUCGCAUCACUCCCCCCCAGCGCGGCGCGCUCGUCGCCGCUCCUGGCCCCGGCUGCACGCGCCUUCGCUGCCGUGAUGUCCAGAGCUGCGCCGACAGCGCUCGGCGUGCUGCUGUGCCCGCCGGACGCCCCGCCUGUACUGCGCGAAGGGUCGCGCCUAGCGCGCCUUGCCAGCGAGGCGGGAGCGGGGACCCGCGCGGCCGCCGCGCUGCUCGCGCUUGCCGCUGCGGAUGAAGCGCCGCCCGCGGAGGUCGUGCACGCCAUUGCGGCGGUGUGCGGGGCUCCGCAAGGUGUCGGGUUCCAGGCAUUGCUUGCAACGCACCUGCCGUGGGCGCCGACGCUGCUGAACCUCCUGGAUCGCGCUGCACGGCGAGGAUGCAUCACUGGAGUGCGCCUGGCAUCGCUCGCAGUGGCGAACCUGCUCGCCGGCGGCUCGGGCGGCACCGGCAGCCAGGAGGCCCUCGCGGCCGUGCUCGAGGCCGCCGGACCGGCGUUCGUCGCGCGAUCGGUCGCGCUCGCAAUCGAGGCAGCCCCUGCGCAGGGCGAGCCGACCGACGACGUCGCGGACGCGCCGCUGCACCUCGCGCGCCUCGCUGUCGCUGCGGCGGGGAAGCAGGCGGCCGCCGACGCGUCCGUGCGGGCAGCGUUGCAGGAAGCGCUGGCGUGUGCGGCGGCGGCGGGCGAGGGCGCGCGCGGUCCCUCGCCGCUCCUGGCCGCGCUAGUGCAGGAGGUUCGCGCUGUCCUCGAGUGA
Molecule: messenger RNA, 1245 nt
Organism: Pedinophyceae sp. YPF-701
Lineage: Eukaryota; Viridiplantae; Chlorophyta; Pedinophyceae
Source: the annotation of a GenBank genome assembly